AUGAACUUGGUUACAACAAUUAUCUUAAUUACAACCGCUCUCUCAAUUAUUUUAGCCAUUGUAUCUUUCUGACUCCCCCAAAUAAGCCCCGACUAUGAGAAAUUAUCUCCAUACGAGUGCGGCUUCGACCCCUUAGGAUCUGCUCGAUUACCUUUCUCCCUCCGCUUCUUUCUUGUAGCAAUUCUCUUCCUCCUAUUUGAUCUAGAAAUUGCUCUUCUCCUCCCCCUUCCCUGAGGAGACCAACUCUCCUCCCCCCUCCUCACCUUCCUAUGAGCUUCAACUGUCCUAAUUCUUCUCACUCUAGGACUCAUCUACGAAUGACUUCAAGGAGGGCUCGAAUGAGCUGAAU
Acanthopagrus latus (yellowfin seabream) is the source of this 349-nucleotide messenger RNA. NCBI's taxonomy places the organism in Eukaryota, Metazoa, Chordata, Actinopteri, Spariformes, Sparidae. The record is from the annotation of a RefSeq genome assembly.